Penicillium salamii is the source of this 2343-nucleotide messenger RNA. NCBI's taxonomy places the organism in Eukaryota, Fungi, Ascomycota, Eurotiomycetes, Eurotiales, Aspergillaceae. The record is from the annotation of a GenBank genome assembly.
AUGGUGGCCAAUAUGCUUUCUCAUGGAUUGUUGCUCGUGCAGCUCUUUGCGGCUCUGGCUUUGGGCAAACCGUCUACUCCUCUCUACAAAGAUGCUAAUGCCCCGGUGGAGAAGAGAGUGAAGGAUUUGCUGGGCCGGAUGACAAUUGAGGAUAAGACGGGUCAAUUGAUUCAAGGCGAUGUCACAAAUUGGAUGAAUUCGACAACAGGCGCCUUCAACUAUACCGGUCUGGUGGCGAACAUGGAAAUGAAGGCAGGAAUGUUCUAUGUUGGAUAUCCGGUUGCAUGGGAUUGGAUUGCCGACAAUAUCAAAAGGGGUCAGGAUUAUUUACUCCAGAACACAACAUUGGGAAUUCCUGCUAUCGUGCAGACCGAAGGUAUUCACGGAUUUUUGAUUGGAAAUGCCACCAUCUUCAAUUCGCCUAUUGCAUAUGGAUGUUCUUUCAACCUCGAUCUCAUUGAAAAAAUGGCAGAGAUCAUCGCACAAGAAGCCAAGGCUCUCGGCGUCAACCAACUCUUUGCUCCUGUCGUCGAUCUCGCCCGUGAGCCUCGAUUCGGUCGUGUCGAAGAAACCUACACCGAGGACCCCUACCUCGCUGGUGAAAUCGGCUACCACUACGUCAAAGGAGUGCAAAGCAAGAAUGUUUCAUCUAUGGUCAAACAUUUCGCCGGAUUCAGUGUCCCAGAGCAGGGAAUUAAUACCGGUCCAGUUCACGGUGGUGAGCGAGAGCUUCGCACGACAUGGCUUCCUCCAUUCAAGCGCGCUAUCAUUGAUGCAGGUGCUUGGUCUAUCAUGGCAGCAUACAACUCAUAUGAUGGCAUCCCCGCCGUUUCCGACUAUCACACCCUCACUGAGAUUCUGAGGGAAGAAUGGGGAUACGAGUACUUCGUCAUGACCGAUGCAGGUGGAAGUGACCGAAUUUGCAGUUAUUUCAAACUUUGUGAAAGUGACCCGAUUGAUAUGGAGUCUGUGACUACCCAGAUUCUGCCCGCAGGAACUGAUGUCGAGAUGGGAGGCGGUUCAUUCAACUUCCAGAAGAUCCCUGAGCUCGUCGAGUCUGGCAAGCUUGAUAUCUCGGUUGUUGACACUGCUGUCUCCCGGUUGCUCCGGGCUAAGUUCGAAAUGGGUCUCUUUGAGAAUCCAUACCCUGCUGCGCCGGAGAAUCAAUGGAAGAAGCUAAUUCACAGCGACAAAGCUGUGAAGCUUGCGAGAGAGUUGGAUAAGGAGUCUAUUGUCUUGUUGGAGAAUCACAAUGAGACUCUGCCUCUCAAGAAGUCGGGAAACAUUGCAGUCAUCGGCCCGAUGGCUCAUGGUUAUAUGAACUACGGCGACUAUGUCGUGUACAAAAGCCAGUAUAGAGGCGUUACACCCCUCGACGGCAUCAAAGCAGCAGUGGGCGACAAAGCACAAGUCCACUACGCGCAGGGAUGUGAACGGUGGAGCAACGACCAGUCAGGCUUCGAGGCCGCAAUCGAAGCAGCGAAAAAAUCAGACGUCGCCGUGGUUGUUGUUGGGACCUGGUCUCGAGACCAAGGCGAACUUUGGCAAGGCCUGAAUGCAACAACGGGCGAACACGUCGAUGUGAACGAUCUAUCUCUCGUCGGCGCCCAGGGCCCCCUCAUCAAAGCUAUUGCAGACACUGGCGUCCCGACAGUUGUUGUUUUCUCCAGCGGCAAACCCAUCACAGAGACCUGGGUUUCGAACUCGACUGCAGCGCUGGUUCAACAAUUCUAUCCAUCUGAGCAAGGUGGUAACGCUCUCGCUGACGUUCUCUUCGGCGACUAUAACCCCUCUGGCAAGCUUUCUGUCAGUUUCCCCCGGUAUGUAGGCGACUUGCCUAUUUUCUACGACUACCUGACCUCUGGACGCUUGAUCGGUGACUCGGGCAAGAAGCUGGACAAUGGGACUCUGGUCUUUGGACACCAGUAUGUUCUGGGAGACCCGACUCCAUGGUAUCCCUUUGGAUAUGGUAAGAGUUACUCGACAUUCAAAUACGGCGCUGUGAAGGUGGACAAGAAGACUAUUUCUGCUUCCGAUAAAACAGUCACAGUCACCGUCGAUGUGACCAAUACUCAUAAGACCCGCGAUGGAACAGAGGUCGUGCAGGUCUACAUUCAAGACGAUAUUGCUUCGGUCGUUGUGCCUAAUCGCCAGCUGAAGGGCUUUAAUAAGGUGGUUAUCCCUGCUGGGAAGACGAAGACUGUGAGCAUUCCAGUGAAGGUUGAAGAGCUGGGGGUUUGGAAUACCAGGAUGAAGUAUGUUGUUGAGCCGGGCAAAUUCACUGUUCUUGUUGGAAGCAGCUCGGAGGACAUUCGUGGAAACUCGACUUUUACAGUCAGGUAG